AUGAACAUCGUCGUAGUGUCUGCCGUGCUCCUGGUGGCUGUUGCAGCCGGCCACGUCUCUGCUGCAGACAGGUGUUCCUACGUACAGUACUAUCUGGAAGCGUACAAGACCAGGUGUGGCUGGUACAGCUGGGGCAGGUGUUGGAGCUACAGGUACAAGACGGAGGUGCGCUACAAGGACUGCACCCAUGGACAGUGGUCAUCCUGGUCAGCCACCAGUGAGACGCAGUGCUCGGUGUCAUGUGGAGGGGGAGAGAAGGAGAUCACUAUGGACCGCACCUGCACCGCCCCAGCCCCCAGUAAUGGGGGACGCAAGUGUUCAGGGGAAUGCCGUAAAGUAGACGUCGCCGACUGUAACGAACAGCCUUGCCCUAUUGACGGUGGGUGGUCGGACUGGGGGGCGUGGAAGGGCGGGGACUGUUCGGCCAUGUGUGGAGGAGGGACCAUGAACCAGCACCGGAAGAGGACCUGCACCAACCCCCAGCCUCAGUUUGGGGGCGCCGGCUGCACUGUUGACGACAGGGAGAACGGAACGGCUGAUUGUAACACCGACGCAUGCGGCGAUCGCUGUCCCCCUGGAGCGGUCAAGUUCCACCCUCACGUUACUGAUAGUACUCGGUACUACCAAUGCGACAAUGGUGUCGCCGUCCGCAGGCCAUGCGCGCCUGGUACCAUAUUCGACGCCAGCAUCAACAGUUGCAGCUUCACCGCUACUCCACCUCCCAUCCCUCCCGUCACCAGCUGUGACCCUUCCCUGGGGAUGUUUCAGCGCCACCCCCCGUGA
This is a messenger RNA of Haliotis rubra (blacklip abalone), 783 nucleotides long. Its product is annotated as hemicentin-1-like. The record is from RefSeq and is a predicted model, not a curated record. Lineage: Eukaryota; Metazoa; Mollusca; Gastropoda; Lepetellida; Haliotidae. The coding region runs from base 1 to 783 and encodes 260 amino acids. Gene Ontology annotation, molecular function: chitin binding. The transcript is spliced from 6 exons. Gene Ontology annotation, cellular component: extracellular region.